UUCCGUUUUUCUCUAGGCCASUCGCCACUCGCCAGUCACAGUGAACGAUGAUAGUAUUGAUACCAUUGUGAUAAUAUCAUAUACCAUCCAUAAAUCCCCAAUCAACGCAUUCUUAGACAAGUGACUGUCCAGAAGGCUCCGUGAUCACCACUCGUACCGAGUUGUCAGCGUUGAAGGUCCGCUUGGCAAACAUCUAAGCUAAUGCCAACACUUUUGCCCAUGACUCGGUGGUUGAGAAUUUGAGAAUUGAGAUGAUCACCCGGCAUCACUUCCAAAGCGGAGAGGAGACACAGGAUCAACCCGGCGCGGCGGAAUUGCAGAUUCUUCUUGUCGUAUGUCCAAAAAUGGCGCUCCCCUCUUCAAGGUGGCACGCUGCUUUCGUCUAUACACGCGUUCAUUUUCCAGGACACGUUUCUUCGUAGCUCCUCCUCUUGUUCGUUAAUAUAAGGGCUCCUCCUCCUCUCUCUCCCUCUUUGUGCAUGAAAUGAUGUUGAAGAGAGCUAUUAAUUGGUCGUUUUCAUUUUUCUUCCUCUUCUCUCUUCUUUUCAUCUCUUUGCAAGUUACUGCUCUGAAGAAUGAUGCAUCUUUGCAAGUUAUUGCUUUGAAGAAUGACGUAUCUGAUGCGAGAUCACUGAUCACAAAAGAUCGCCGGAGAACCGUCAUUUCGACGGAAUCCGGAAAGGUCUCAGCCGUUGAGGUCCGUGAUGGAAUUAGAGGGGCCUAUCGUCUACAAUUCAUCACCUUGGAGCCUAACUCCCUGUUCCUCCCUGCAUUACUCCAUGCAGAUAUGGUGCUAUACGUUCACACAGGGAAUGGGAGCUUGAAUUGGGUGGAUGAAGAAGAGAAGAAGAGCCAGAUAAACGUAGAACGAGGAGAUAUCUUUAGUCUUCCUUCGGGUUCAGUUUUCUCUCUGAGUAGCAGCCCAGAGUCCAAAGGGGAGGAGAAGCUCAGGAUUUAUGCUAUCUUUGUUAAUUCCAAUGAAGAAAGCUUGCAUGAGCCCCCURCCAGGACAUAUUCGACGUUGAGCGAUCUGGUUUUGGGUUUUGAUAAAAUGACGCUCCAGUCAUCUUUCAAGGUCCCCCCAGAACUGAUAGAGAAGAUUACAACCGCCACCAAGCCUCCAUCAAUUGUGAACGUGACGUCUCAGGACGAAACGGACCACCUCAUCUGGAAACCUGAACUUAACAUCCGGCAAUUGCUAAAAGAUAUUAGCAACAAAAGGAAGCCAAAGGCAUUCAAUAUUCUAAAAGCAACACCAGAUUUCCAGAACUGUAAUGGCUGGAGCAAGAUGGCAAACAGGAAGGACGUGCCUUCACUAAAACAUCUCAAUCUGGGAGUGUUCAUGGUGAACUUAACCAAGGGUUCUCUGAUGGGGCCCUAUUGGAAUCCAAUAGCAACUGAGAUAGCGAUUGUGGUACACGGCCAAGGAAUGGUUCRCAUAGUCUGCUCGAGCCGAACAAGCGACUCGGACUGUAAAAACAAGAGGUUUAAGGUCGGAGAGGGAGAUGUCUUCGUGGUUCCACCUUUCCAUCUUACAGCCCAGAUUUCGUUCAAUAACAAUUCGUUUGUUAUCAUGGGAUUCAGUACAAUGGCAAAGAAAAACCACCCUGAGUUCCUAGCUGGGAAAAGGUCGAUGCUUCGAAAAUUGGAUAGAGACAUCUUGGCGAAGUCGAUGAAUGUCUCCACUUCAACAAUUGAUGAAUUACUAAGUUCCGGAGACUCGAUGAUCUCAGAUUGCACAUCAUGCGCAGAGGAGGAAAUUCAGAGAGAAAGGCAGGAGCGGAAGGGGGAACAGAUGAAGAGAGAGCAGCAAGAGCAAGAGGAAGAGACAGAGACAGAGGAGGAAGAGGAGGGACACCGAAGGGAGGGAGAGGAGGAACAGAGAAAGCGAGAGGAGCAAGAGGCGGAGACAGAGGAGGAAGYGGAGAGAAGACAAGAGCAGAGACAGCGAAGGCAGGGAGAGGAGGAAGAGGGCGGGGAACAAGAGCAAGAGACAGAGACAGAGGAGGAAGGGGAGAGAAGACAAGAGGAGAAGCAACGAAGGCAGGGUAAAGGCGAAGAAGGUGGUGGAAGCGAGGAUGAAUGAAGAAAAACCUUGAGAAAAAUAAUGGAGAAUUUGACAGUAGUACUCAAAAGAAAAAAGAUCAGAGCGUCAACCAUUAGCCACCUGAACUAUGACUAUCUAUCUAGCGAGUGUUAAAAUAAAUAAAUUGAGUGUCCCACACUCCCACCGUCUCCAGAUUGGUUUUCUGUAUUUUAUGUCUAGCGUUCGGAUUUUGUAGGCGCGCGCCUCACUCGUUGCAGUCAAGUAGUUUAUUUCUGUGGAAUUGUUGAUGUAAAUUGUUGGAACUUCCAGUGUCUGAGUGCAUCCUACAGUAUGAUCUUGAUCUGUAGUUUCUAAUAAAGUCCCCUCUAUUGUUGUGAA
This is a messenger RNA of Nelumbo nucifera (sacred lotus), 2425 nucleotides long. Its product is annotated as vicilin-like seed storage protein At2g18540. The record is from RefSeq and is a predicted model, not a curated record. NCBI's taxonomy places the organism in Eukaryota, Viridiplantae, Streptophyta, Magnoliopsida, Proteales, Nelumbonaceae.